Messenger RNA from Zootermopsis nevadensis, 2419 nucleotides. The record is from RefSeq and is a predicted model, not a curated record. Lineage: Eukaryota; Metazoa; Arthropoda; Insecta; Blattodea; Termopsidae.
UCACCGAUUAUUAAAUUCUAAUCCAUGCGGAACCGGGGUAUGUUUCAUGUGUUCUUCGUAAUGUGAACACAUGUAAAAUAGCGCGAAAAUGGGAACUCGGAUGAAGAAUAAACAUGUUGAAGUACAAUUCAUCGCCGACCAAGACGUUGGGAAACAGAUAAUUUCUAUUAAAGAUAUAAAGAACAAAAAAAUAGGAAAUGCUGUUCAAAGAAGAAAGACCCGUAAACAUUGUAAGAGCAGUGAUUCAGAUGAAGAGUUGGAUGAUGUCCCAUAUAAAGAGCUUGACACAAAUGAGAAGCCAACAGCCUUGUUUCAAGACGGUGAUAUACCUGGUCAGCAGAUGUUUGGAUUUCAGACUCCGAAGGGCAAGAGGGCAGCCAUGCCAAAAACACCAAGAGCUACUAAAACACCACAGUCUAGAAAGGCGAUUGAGACGCCACAUGCCUCCAGCAAUCAAGUUUCAUCAGCCAAAACCCCAUACAGUUUGCGCAGGAGACUGAAGAAAAAGAUUGCGUCAACUGCAUGGCAUGCUGCUGAUGGCCACCUGAGCGACAGUGACUUCUCAGCCAGUGACAGUGAGUACAUCCCUAGUGACAGUGACACAUCUUUGCCAAGUGAAGAUGAAAGCAGAGAUGAUGAUGAUGAGGCAGUGGAGGAACCGAAACAUCGACCCAGAAGAGAGCAAAGACUGCGAGAGAUGGAAUAUGUACUGGAAGCAGCUGAGUUCUUUACCAAUCAGAAGUCAGUGACGUCUGACCACACACUAAACAGACUGCAACAACCACGCCUGGCAGAGAAACAGCUGCACGAACUGCUGGAGGACAUGACAUUAUCACACAAACAGGCUGUGUACAACCUCUGCGAAGAUCACACACAGCUCUUCAGCAAGUGGAUGUUUGCCCUGAGGGAACAGUAUAGUGUGGUGCUCUACGGGCUGGGCUCAAAGCGGCACACACUGCAACAGUUCCGAACCCAGAUGUUAAAAGACCACCUGGUGCUGGAAGUGAAUGGGUUCUUCCCCAGUUUGACUAUGAAGGAGGUUGUAGACUCAAUAGCAGAUGAGGUGCUGGAAUUGCCAGAUCGGCCAGCAGGGAUGCUUGAAUGCUUGGAAGUGAUUGAGGAGGAGUUGUCCAGUGAGCUGUUUAUCAUCGUUCACAACUUGGAUGGCCCAAUGCUGCAGUCUAACAAGAGUCAGGAUGUACUUUCACGACUUGCUAAGAUGGAGCACGUACAUCUCGUUGCCUCCAUUGAUCAUAUAAAUGCCCCACUCAUCUGGGAUCAGGCAAAAUUAAGUCGCUACAACUUUGUGUGGUGGGACGUCACAUCUCUGCAACCGUACUCUGGGGAGACACAGUUCGAGAGCUCAUUACUAGUGCAGAGAUCUGGUGGCCUAGCAUUGUCAUCCCUGUCUAAUGUGUUCAACUCCCUGACCACCAAUGCACGCAAAAUCUUUAUCAUUAUGGUGCGCCAUCAGCUGAGGAACCAUAAGGAUCCCACAUUCCUAGGUAUGUGGAUUGCAAUUGGAUCCAGUUGGAUGGAAUUGAGUGUCUUGGCUUUCUGUUCUGCAGAAAGUUUGCUGGUAAGUUCAGAUCUUGCACUUCGAGCUCAACUCACUGAGUUCCUGGACCAUAAACUGAUACGCCAACGUCGCAGCCCUGAUGGAUCAGAACUACUUCUGGUUCCCAUAGAUAUCACAGUGUUGCAACAUUUCUUGGAACAAGUGGAAGGGAACACAUAGCAGAGGUACAGGGAACAUGGAAGCACAGGUUUUCAUAAAUAUAUAAUCCUCUUCUUUAUUCAUUAUAUCAUCAUUCCAUGAAUGAAUUCAUUUUAUAUCUUCAGAUACUUCAGUUUGUUUGAUAAAGGUAAUGCUGUCCCUGGUGUUCAAUUCCACACUGAAGGCAUAUGGAGAGUGGAGGUAUAGCUCCAUGCACAAGCCACUGGAUGGUGAUGAGUGGUCACUGUCAUGCCAAGGCUGCUUUACACCCAGGGAAUGGGAAUGAACCCUGAGUACCCACUAUUUGUGUAUUCUGUAAUAACUUUAGAAUACUUUGGUCAGGUCUGAUGAGGUGAAGUUCCAUGUGAGAAGAAUUUGAAGUAACAUUUUUAUUUUUGAUUGGAGAUUCAGACUCUUUUAUUGUAGUAUAAUAAGAAAUAUGAUAUAAUUUGAGUCAGGAGAGUACUUUAAAUUAGGCUGUGAUGACUGUCCAAUAACCAUUUCAAUACAUCAUUAAUCCAUUAUUUUAUUAAAUAAACCACAAACAGGUUGAUAAUAGUAACCUAUGAUGCCUUAAUACCUUUCUGUGAGAGCAAAUAAAAUGUGAAAAGUCGUUUUUAAAACAAUAAUGGUGAAAGAUGGUUUUUCAUUGCACUGUUCAUGUUUUUGAGUGUAUGAAUAAAGUGUAUGGGAUUUCUUAUA